This is a messenger RNA of Zychaea mexicana, 1926 nucleotides long. Its product is annotated as armadillo-type protein. The record is from RefSeq and is a predicted model, not a curated record. The transcript has 13 exons. Lineage: Eukaryota; Fungi; Mucoromycota; Mucoromycetes; Mucorales; Lichtheimiaceae. Gene Ontology annotation, biological process: ribosomal large subunit biogenesis; protein import into nucleus. The coding region runs from base 1 to 1926 and encodes 641 amino acids.
AUGAAUGACCAAACACCUCAACCAGAACAAGUUUUACCUGUCAUUCAAAAGCUAUCUGCACCCGAUGCCACUGAACGCGCUUGGGCUGCAGCAUGUGUUUCCAACUUGGUUAUGGCGGGCACUUCUGUUCGCAAGCUCUUAUUGUCAAAGGGCACCAUACCCCUUUUAUUGGAACGUUUGUCCGACGAUCAAUAUGAAGUGUUGGAAGAAUCAAUGGGUGCUUUGAGGUUAGUUUUUUGCAAAGGAAUAUUUCAAGCGCGAUAUCCUCAAUCCGCUAUUUCACACACGAUCGAUCUUGUAUUGCAAAAUGCACCUCUCGCAGAUGAGGCUGAUCAGGACAGACGCCGUACAAUUUGGGAUCUUGCCGAAAACUUUAUCUAUGUUGUUUGGAGUAUAUGUGAGGCAUCGGACAAGUAUAUCAAAGCUGUGAACCAACUCAACAUCAUCACAUUUCUGAUCUCGUUCUUAUCCUCCGCUGACCAAUGCCCUACUCAUGUUGUUGUUGCUGCUGGUCAAUGCUUAACUACCCUGACUGAUAACAACAAGGACAUCUAUAUUGAAUUCCAAAAUCACCCCGAGUAUGUCAAGAUGCUCUUUGAUAUCCUUCAAAAGUUCCAAGAUCCCUCCAUGAAUUUAGUGCGCGUGCUUGCUUGUGCAAUUUUGACAAAUAUCCGCGAAGUCGUAUUGACGCAAGAAACAUGGGAUGAUAGUCAGGAUGGUUCUAGCGAACUGAACAAGACUCUUUUACCGAUUCUGUCUUCUUCUUUGAACUUUGAUAUUCAAGAGGCCGCUGAAAAGACAAUUUCGGCUAUGAAAAGUGGCAACGUGACUAAGCAUGAAGAUAGCGGUGAUAUUGCACCCAGACCCAAGCACGCGACGACUAAAGAGGAGACGUAUAUUGAAAAUUUGGAACACCGUUUGUCCACGCUACAAUUGGCACUUGAAUUGCUCGCCAACAUUUGUGCCCAAGACGAUGCCGAAGAGGAUGGAUGGGAAGAUGCCGAUGAAAACAUGGCAGAUGACGACGAAGAACCAGAAGAAGUGACCGAGGAAAACGUGGAGGACUUAUUGAAGGACGGCGAAAACCUGGAUCAGAAGACCUCUACUGCUGUUGAUGACCAAUUGAUUCGUACCAACCCUAUUCUCCGCUCCUUCAUCACUGAUAUUUCCCCUCAAUUGAUUCAGUUAGCAUCACUUACUCCACUGUCAUUCCCAUCGGAACCUAUUGCCCCUGCUAUUACAGAUGCUCUGGUGUUGACCCAUCAGCGUGCGUUGGAGUGCUUCAACAACUUUUUGCUUGCAAUGGCUGAACUACCCUCCAAGUUUUGGUUCAAGGAGCACAAAUCCGAUGCUUGCCAAGCUUGGCGCUGGCUGUUCAAUUUGGCAAACACAGUUGGCUCGGCCCAAUCGAGUCAGGCACGUGACGAAUUGAUAGAGAUCAUUGUUGGCUGUCUGUGGUCCCUUGGUCGUGGCCUCGGUCAAGAUAUUCCUUUGGAAACCGCAGAUGUUACUUCCUUGUUUGGAGCUUACCAUGCCACUACUUCAGAGUCAAUGCGCGUGAAAAUUAUUGGUUGUUUGGGCCCGAUUGCUAUGCGACAAGGAGCAGUUGAAGCCAACAAGGAAAUUGGAAGCUUCUUCAUGGAAGUUUUAAGAAAUGUCACCUCUCGUCAAACAGCACCAGCUGUUGCGGUGGAAGCAUUGAAUUGCAUCUUCGACGUCUACAGUGAUUGCGCUUUUGAUUAUGAUAUGCCUGUUUUUGUCCAAGGCAACUUUUUAUUACAACUCAAGGUCCUUGUACCAACUAUUCGCACUAUGACCAAAAACAUCGACCGAAGAAAGAACUUUGAUCUGCGAUCAAGAAGCGAUGAAGCACUCAUGAAUCUCGUCGCUUUUAAUAAAUAUAAAGCCAACGAAAAGCGUCAAUAA